Messenger RNA from Rhinichthys klamathensis goyatoka, 1850 nucleotides. RefSeq names its product UDP-glucuronosyltransferase 2A2-like. The transcript has 2 exons. Bases 154 to 1758 code for a protein of 534 amino acids. Lineage: Eukaryota; Metazoa; Chordata; Actinopteri; Cypriniformes; Leuciscidae. The record is from RefSeq and is a predicted model, not a curated record. Gene Ontology annotation, molecular function: UDP-glycosyltransferase activity.
AAACUCGAACACACUGCUGCGUUAACAACGCCUACUUUCCUGGGAUUACCUCCACUGUUAUGCAACUCUAAAACUCGAUCUGGACUUGGAACCAGACUGAACAAACCCUCGUUUCACCACAAAGAAGAGGAGAGGCAACAGAAGAAGGGAGCAAUGAAGGUCCUCAAAGCUUCACACAUUCUUCUGGCUCUAUCCGUACUCUUCGCCACCGAUCUUCCCUCCGCUCUGGCUGGAAAGAUCCUUGUUUUCCCGGUAGACGGAAGCCACUGGGUCAACAUGAACAUACUGAUUGGCGUCCUUCACUCCAGCGGUCACGAGGUCACCGUGGUGCGCACCGCCAGCAGCUGGUACGUCAAGGAGGAUUCCCCGCACUACACGGCCAUAACCGUGACCCUCCCGGAGCCCAUUAACAUCGAGCAGCCAGAUUUCUUCAUCUCGUUCCUGAGUGAAAUGCUCAAGAUACAGGAACGUGGAGGAUCCCCGCUUGCAUUCGUGCAGUUCAAUUGGAAGAUGCUGACGAGUCUCUACAACAUGCAUCGGCAGGCAAGUCAGCUGGUUGUGGAGAUUUUCGAAAACCCUGUGCUGAUGAAACAGCUGUACGAGGGACGUUACGACGUGGUCCUUACCGACCCGGGUCUGCCUACGGGUGUGCUGGUGGCUCAUAAACUCGGAUUACCCAUGGUGUACAAUGUGAGAUGGAUCACGAGUGGAGAAGGGCACUUUGUUGUCGCACCUUCUCCGGUUUCAUACGUCCCUGCAUCAGGGAGCCACCUAUCGAACCACAUGUCCUUUGGGGAAAGGGUCAAGAAUAUCUUCCAUUAUGUGCUGAACGUGUACAUCGACCAGUUCGUUGUCAGACCAGAGUAUGACAAACUAGUCACACGCUACUUUGGACCCGAAACUGAUUUCUACCACUUGCUGCAAGGUGCGGAUAUUUGGCUCAUGAGGUCGGAUUUCAUCUUUGAGUUCCCGCGUCCAACCAUGCCCAACGUCAUCUACAUCGGAGGCUUCCAGUGCAAACCCUCCAAACCAUUACCGUCAGACCUGGAGGAGUUUGUGAACGGUUCAGGUGAACACGGGGUGGUUGUAAUGUCACUGGGUACGCUCGUGAAAGCUCUUCCUAGUGAAAUCACGUCUAAAAUCGCUGCCGGAUUUGCUCAGCUUCCCCAGCGAGUCAUAUGGAGGCACUUAGGAGAACGUCCUCAUAAUCUGGGCAACAACACUCUUCUGGUUAAUUGGUUUCCUCAGAACAAUUUACUUGGUCACCCUAAAACACGUGCAUUUGUUGCUCACGGUGGAACGAAUGGCAUUUAUGAGUCUAUCUACCAUGGUGUUCCAGUGGUUGGGAUUCCCUUGCUUUUUGACCAGUUCGAGAAUAUGUUGCGUCUCCAGGUACGAGGGGCCGCUAAAGUGCUCGACGCUACCAAACUGGACAGCCAGAGCUUUAUGGCGGCAGUGCAGGAAGUUUUACAUCAGCCGUCAUACAGGGAAAACAUGCAGCGACUGUCUAGGCUACACAAAGACAAGCCUACACAACCUCAGGAUAGCGCCCUCUAUUGGAUAGAGUAUGUAAUGCGGCACAAGGGAGCAGCGCAUUUACGGACCGAGUCUUAUAAGAUGCCCUGGUACUCAUAUCACUCUUUAGACGUAAUGGCCUUUUUGCUAGCAGUGGUGCUGACAGUAGGGGGAGCUGUGAUUCUUACAAUACGCUAUUUGUGUUUGUGUCUGUGCAGGAGAAAGAAAUCCAAACUUGAGUGAAGCAUUAAUGAACAUAAAUAAUAUUUAAUUAACAAUAAUAACACUUUCUAUGAAGUCUGUAUUUAUAAUGCAUUGUAAGGGUAUUCCUCAGG